UUGAACCAGCGCUUGUCAGCUUUGUUGGGAGGGGCCAGCUCACUAAUGAGCUGAGCUGCUGGCCUCGGUCCUCUGAACAACAUGCCUGUGCCUUGCAACAGCUCCAGGCUUGCAUGCACCCAGAAUAACUCACGACAAAGUAAUGUAGACUUUUGGUAUCUGCGAUGAACUUGGAAACUAAUCCGCUGUCCUCAUUGGUCGCCAGACAUGAAGAGAUCGCGACCAGUUUCAAGAGCCUGAAUGGGGUGAAGCCGAGGAAGGACAUAACGGUACCACACCGGGCGGAUUAGCCUCAGCCUGCUAACGUCAACACUGAGCAAAACACUAGUGCGACUAGUCGUCAGCCAUGGAGUGGCUAACUUUGUCCAAGUACUCUUGGUUUGACUUUGUGUUCUCCGUGGUCGGGGUGUGCACCUUCUUGUUUGACUGGGGGUCCGACGUGUGGGUCGCCACGGAGUUUUAUUCCCGCGGGGAUUUCUUCUGGUUCGGGGUGCUGGUCGGCUGGAUGCUCCUGUCCUCUAUCGUGGUCCAAAUGUUCAGCUGGUUCUGGUUUGAGUACGACCGGGACUCGGAGGGGUCCUGCGCUGACACGAAAAACGUUCUCUUCGGCGACCACGUUAAAAUCUCUUGUCUACUUCACGUACUCCAACUCGGCUUCUUUUGCAGGCACAUCUCAGCCAUCUGGCAUGGCUUCCGGGUGUGGUGGCGCAAGGAGCAGGGCGCAGAGUACGCCGUGUACCUGACCCAUGACCUCAGCAUGCUCCGACUCAUCGAGACUUUCUGCGAGAGCGCGCCCCAGCUCACCCUCAUGACCUACAUCAUGCUACACACCAACCAGGCCAGAACCGUACAAUGUGUGAGUGUGGCGGCCUCCACCACCUCCAUCGUGUGGAUGGUGGUGGACUACCACCGCUGCCUGCGCUCCUUCCUGCCCGACAAGGCCAACCAGGGCUGGGGCUCGGCGGCCGUCUACUUCCUGUGGAACCUGCUGCUGAUCGCGCCGCGCGUGGCGGCCGUGGCGCUCUUCGCCUCCGUCCUGCCCCGCGCCGUGGGCGCCCACUUCCUGCUGCUGUGGCCGGCGCUGGCGCUGUGGGCGUGGCUCCAGCGGACGGACUUCAUGGAGAGCGCGGGCGGCGAGUGGCUGUACCGCGCCACGGUGGGGCUCAUCUGGUACUUCAGCUGGUUCAACGUCAGCGAGGGCCGCACGCGGGGGCGGAGCCUCAUCUACCACGGCUUCAUGGCGACCGACGGGCUGGUGCUGGGGGCCACCUGGUGGGCGUACCGCGACCCCGCGCUGACGCGGCCGUACGACCGCGCCCUGGCCGCCGCGCUGCCCGCCUCCUACCUCGCGGGGCUGGCGCUCAAGGCCCUCUACUACUACCACUUCCACCCCAAGUUGGGCCCCCGCAGGCCCCCCCUGGGGCUGGCCCUGGAGGUGCCCGACAGCGGGGCCGUGGGAUUCAGGACCUUCGCCCCCGACCAGGAAGGCGUCUCCUCGCCGCCGCCGCCGUUGCGCAACGCCAGGAUGUACCGACACGCCGCACAUUUCUACUCGGCAGAGGGAGGGAUGAGUGAGGGGGGAGGACAUGAGGCGUGCGCCGCGGUUGUCAUAUGAACGGCGGUGAGGUUUGGAGGGGAAGUGGCGCUGCUGCCCUGUGGAAUGCUGGGAAACAACAUGCCAUCCAGGGUCGCCCGCAGAACAUGUGAUGGUUAAGGUGGGGGGGUUUGCCCGGGGGGGGGGGGGGGGGGUGUGAAACUAGUCAGAGUCAAGAUCAAAGUCACAGUCAAAGAAUUUGUGCAAUUUGAACUUGAAAGAAAGUGCCCAACAAAAUUGUCUAAAUAACAACUGAAACAAGUACAGUUACAGAAUUUGUGCAUCUUUAACUUUUAAAAUAUUCAAAACCAACCUUUUUUUUCAUGACGUCAUAGUCAAGGCGGCAGGCGUGUGUUGCCUAUAGGCGGCCGCCUAAGCUGUGAAGUGCCGUGGGAAACCUUGCCAUCUCUUGCCUCUUUUUUUUAUCACCUUGGUCAAAUAAGGACUUUAUGCAUGUUUAAAAAGGACGUAAAAAAAACAACGAAUGAACCUGCCGAUGCAGUCUGUUUCAUGCGGUGUCAUGCUGUGGUACUUCAAUCAUCUUACUUCAUAAGUUCAACAAGUCGAGAAGCUAUAUUUUUUUAUUGUUUACAACCUUGAGUAAAUUCUUCACUGAUGAAAAAGCGAAUAUCCCUCCACUGUGCCUGGCUAUGGGCCUCAUUGAUUGUAAGAUAUUUAUUGAGUGUUUUCCGUCACUCUAAACACUGUUACACCUGUUCUUACUUUUAAUGUUUUAGGGUUUUUCAAACUUUAUGGAUCAACAUGUUUUAAAAUGUAUUCUUUGUGCGAUGCACCAAAGGAAUUUUACAAAGAAAGAUGCCUUCAUAUGGAAUGUACUAUAAUGUCAACCUUUAAGAAUCAAUCACACACAGGUCAACACUAUCCUCGGCUAUUGGAAGGUUUUUGGAUCACAUUGAGCUCCAGAUCUUUGGCCAUAAAUAACAAAGCCGAAGUGAGCGUUUUGGCCAAACAAGCAUGUUUGAAUGUGAACGCACCCAACUCACUCCGCUGCCUGCAGGACUUUUCUUUAUUUGAAGUGCGCCACCACAUAAAACCUCUGUUUCCUCUGGAAUAAGUGGAACCACUGCUUAUGUUCUGUGUACUUUGUCAAUAAAGCAGCCUUUUGUUUU
Messenger RNA from Gadus morhua (Atlantic cod), 2724 nucleotides. It is a transcript of the gene xkr8.3, whose product is annotated as XK related 8, tandem duplicate 3. The transcript has 3 exons. Gene Ontology annotation, cellular component: plasma membrane. NCBI's taxonomy places the organism in Eukaryota, Metazoa, Chordata, Actinopteri, Gadiformes, Gadidae. The record is from RefSeq and is a predicted model, not a curated record. Gene Ontology annotation, biological process: phosphatidylserine exposure on apoptotic cell surface; engulfment of apoptotic cell; apoptotic process involved in development. The coding region runs from base 347 to 1615 and encodes 422 amino acids.